AUGUCCAAUACGAAUAGACCCAACUUGUCUGCGGAUGCUCUUUUUUAUGAGCGUGCUGCUCUCAUCGGCGGCCUCGCAUCUUGGAUGACCUUUGGGAUGAUAUGCGUCGUUUGUCUGCAGACCGUGAAUCUUCUCGUUGACGAUCCUCCCAAAAGAGGACGCACACGAAAUAAAGCCCUCAUCGCGUUCACUUUCGUGAUGUUCACGCUUGCCGUAUCUUUCGUCGGCCUGUACACGCGCAAUUAUCAGCUAGAAUUUAUCGACAAUCGCGACUAUCCUGGUGGUCCCAUGGCUUGGGGACGAACGCAGUACGGAAGUGCGCGUCUUGCGUCGUCCAACGCGAUCGGUGUGGUGAUUUCGUGGCUUGCAGAUGGGUUUCUACUGUAUCGCUGCCUUGUGAUUUUUCGCUUCAAACUGUACCUCUUGAUACCCCUGGUGCUAUUGUUCCUUGCAAACAUGGGUGAUCGCUCACCAUUAUCUGUUAUAUCCGAAUCUUUUGCUGACCUCCAACUUCGUGAAACAGUAUCCAGCAUCUUCUUCCUCUACGAAUCCAUGCAACCUGGCUCCAGCUUGUACAGCAAUAACACCGUGGAUUGGGGCCUUGCCCGCAUGAUCCUCACCGCCGCCCUCAACAUCAUCCUCGCCAUCCUCAUCACCGGCCGUCUGCUCUUUUUCAGACGACGGCUUCGUCGCGCGCUCGGCACUUCCGAGGCCUUGGCCGUACCGUACAUCUCCAUCGCGGCCAUGGUCAUCGAAAGUUCCAUGAUCUGCGCUGCGUCAUAUCUCGCCCUCGCAAUACCCUACGCGCUCAACAGCCAUGCCGCCAACAUUUUCCUGCCUUCUAGCUUCCUCAUGCCUGUUUUAUCUACCAUCCUCAUCAGCAUGCGAGUUGCAUCGCGCCGUGCGUGGGACUCGCGGACCAUGACAGUAAUGCCCUCAGACCUGACCAGUCCACGAAGAGCAGUUUCGUCUAUGGAGUUCACGGUCGCGACCGUCGAAGGGCUCGAGACUUGCGCGGUGGUGGAGGAAGUCGAUAGUCCCAGCUCCGAUAGCAGAGGGAUGUUGGAGAUGAAUAUUAUGCGGAGGAUCGUGGGUGUGCUGGAGGAUGGAGCACAGCAUGAGACGGACAAGAAGUGACGAACCAUAAUGAAGAAUUCUUCGUCCUGGAUAUUCUAGGUCUUUCUGUAUUCUUGAGGGUCUCUCGCAUCGGACUCGGAGACGUUUGUGUAUUCUAGAUCGCGCAGCUGUCAUUGUGUUC
This is a messenger RNA of Stereum hirsutum FP-91666 SS1, 1258 nucleotides long. RefSeq lists its product as uncharacterized. NCBI's taxonomy places the organism in Eukaryota, Fungi, Basidiomycota, Agaricomycetes, Russulales, Stereaceae. The record is from RefSeq and is a predicted model, not a curated record. The transcript is spliced from 4 exons. The coding region runs from base 1 to 1137 and encodes 378 amino acids.